GCGCUGUGGCUCCGCCCCCGCCGGCGAAGGACAAAGUGCCUGGGCCGGGGCCCCGCUCAGCCUCUGCGCCCAGCCGCGGUCCCCGCGCCGCCGCCGCCAUCUUAGGAGGUCGCCAUGUUCUCUUCCAUCGCGCCGCUCGCCCGGCUCAACCCCUUCUACGCCCCGCACUUCCAGCUGGCCCAGGAUGGGGUGAGGAAGCGCGCGGAGCCGGCGGAGGCGCCCACCGCGCGGCGGAGCUUGGCGGCCGCAUCCGCCGCGGAAGAAUACAGUUGCGAAUAUGGCUCGCUCAAGUUUUAUGCUCUCUGUGGCGUUGGUGGGGUCCUAAGUUGUGGCCUGACACACACUGCUGUUGUACCUCUGGAUUUAGUGAAAUGUCGUAUGCAGGUUGAUCCACAAAAAUACAAGAGCAUCUUCAAUGGAUUUUCAGUGACACUCAAUGAAGAUGGUGUUCGUGGCUUGGCUAAGGGAUGGGCUCCAACCUUUAUUGGAUAUUCCAUGCAGGGGCUUUGUAAAUUUGGUUUCUAUGAAGUUUUCAAAAUCUUAUAUGGCAACAUGCUGGGAGAGGAAAAUGCGUAUUUGUGGCGCACUUCACUGUACUUAGCCGCGUCUGCCAGUGCGGAGUUUUUUGCUGACAUUGCUCUGGCUCCAAUGGAAGCUGCUAAAGUUCGUAUCCAGACACAGCCUGGAUAUGCCAACACUCUGCGGGAGGCACUGCCCAAGAUGUUUGGAGAAGAAGGCAUCUGGGCUUUCUAUAAAGGUGUUGCACCACUGUGGAUGAGACAGAUUCCAUACACAAUGAUGAAAUUUGCCUGCUUUGAACGUACUGUUGAAGCUCUGUACAAGUACGUUGUUCCCAAGCCACGAAACGAAUGUACAAAAGGAGAACAGCUGGUAGUCACAUUCGUUGCAGGGUAUAUUGCUGGUGUGUUCUGUGCAAUUGUUUCCCAUCCUGCCGACUCUGUGGUGUCUGUGUUGAACAAAGAAAAGGGCAGUUCUGCUUCACAGGUUCUUGUGAGGCUUGGAUUCAAAGGUGUAUGGAAAGGUCUGUUCGCUCGUAUCAUUAUGAUUGGUACCUUGACUGCACUACAGUGGUUCAUCUAUGAUUCUGUGAAGGUCUAUUUCAGACUUCCUCGUCCACCUCCACCUGAAAUGCCAGAAUCUCUGAAGAGGAAGCUUGGUCUAACUGAAUAGACAACUCAUGGACUGACUGUGCUGGCUGUCCCAGUGAUGAGUUUCAUGAAACUUUUAUAUAUUUGACUAUGUAGAAAACAAACUCUAUAUGAUGUUGUUAUUGGCUGUGCCCUCAUCCCACAUGAGGGUUUAAAUUCUACCACUGUCAUUGCCUGAAAUAAAUGAGAAACAGAGUG
This is a messenger RNA of Apus apus (common swift), 1367 nucleotides long. RefSeq names its product solute carrier family 25 member 3 (gene SLC25A3). The record is from RefSeq and is a predicted model, not a curated record. Gene Ontology annotation, molecular function: phosphate transmembrane transporter activity. Gene Ontology annotation, cellular component: mitochondrial inner membrane. NCBI's taxonomy places the organism in Eukaryota, Metazoa, Chordata, Aves, Apodiformes, Apodidae. The transcript has 8 exons. The coding region runs from base 115 to 1191 and encodes 358 amino acids. Gene Ontology annotation, biological process: mitochondrial phosphate ion transmembrane transport.